Molecule: messenger RNA, 4023 nt
Organism: Brachypodium distachyon (stiff brome)
Lineage: Eukaryota; Viridiplantae; Streptophyta; Magnoliopsida; Poales; Poaceae
Exons: 6
Coding region: 553-3429 (958 amino acids)
Cellular component (GO): nucleus
Molecular function (GO): transcription corepressor activity
Source: RefSeq, a predicted model, not a curated record
AUGGACAACUAGACCAGAUCACCAUUAGUUAAAAGAUGAGAUGAAAUCCCCCCAGUUUUACUCUAACUCGAUGGACAACUAGACCAGAUCUUCGCAGGCUCGAUCCGUGUCUCGUCUUCCUCCUCGCGACAGCGCCGCCACCGCUGCCGAGCGCCCCAGUCCCCUAGCUCGUCUUCCUCCACCGCAGGUUGAUCUCCCCUCUCUCUUUCCCGACCGUUUCUCCUCCCAUCACCCCACGAACGGAUUCCGCCCUUUGGCUCCCCGUUUCAUCUUCCCCAAUUCAUAACUGAGGCGAAAAUCAAGGUGGGGCGGCCGAUCUAUCUUGCCCUUCCGGGUCCUCCGCCCGUGAUUGUCGAAAGCUUUCGGAGUGAGGAUUUUGGCUCUCAGAUGCAUGCUCUCCUAUUAGCUUAAAAAAGCUACUUCCAUACUUCCAAAAAUUGCAAAAACAAUGUACUGUGGGUUAUUCUACGAUUUCUUGUUGAGAAUAUUGAGGCGCAAGUUGUCCUUUGUUAGGUCUGGUUAAAGCCAGAAAACUAUUCUCCAAAUCUCACGAUGGAUUAUCUUGAAAUCAAGAACAAAGAAGAAUAUCAGAUGGAUUCUGUUCAAAUCAAGGAUAAUGAAGGGCACCCGGUAGAGAUGGUUGUUGACCAGCGGUGUUUUCUAGAGCCCUUAUGUCCAGAGGAGGUCAAUGAAGAUACACGAAUAUACCCUCGUGUAGGGGAUGAGUACCAGGUGGAAGUUCCGAAUCUAGCAACGGAAGAGGAACACGUGAAAUUAAGGUCAUCUGCAGUUGAUGGCAGCAGAAUGUUUGGUUUUGAGUAUCCUGUGGCAGUAGGAUUAACUAUUCCAGUCACAUGGACCCAAAAUACAAGCACUCACAUGAAAGAAGAGUGGAGGAAAAUUUCAGGACACAAUUCGUGCCCUUCAGAAGAUGGACAUAACAACCACAUCAGUGGAAAUAGUCCAAGAAAUUUAUCUCAGGACAGCACUUAUUUAGAGUGUCUGGGCUGUAAAGUUGAAUAUGACGAACAAGGUGAGAAGUUAUCAAAAAUUGCUGGACAAGAUAUGCACUGCUUGCAGAAAAGCAAAGUUUUAAGCUGUUCUUGUGUAAGGAGGGAAGUCAAUGAUUAUAUUCCAUUGCCUGUAAUGCCAAGAUACUCAUGGACGGAUGAAGAGGCACAAACUUUUCUUCUUGGUCUCUACAUUUUUGGCAAAAAUCUCGUUCAGGUGAUGAAAUUUUUGAAGAGCAAGACAAUGGGAGAAGUUAUGUCCUACUACUAUGGAGAAUUUUUCAAGUCUGAUGCAUAUAAACGUUGGGCAGCAUGUAGAAAAGUAAGAAGCAGGAGGUGUAUACUUGGGUUGCGUAUAUUUUCUGGUCCUAGACAGCAGGAACUGUUGUCGCGUUUGCUUGCUGGCGUAGUGAGGGAAGUUCGAGAUCCUUUGCUAGAGGUAUUUAAGACAUUCAAUGAGGGAUCAUUUGAUUUUGAGCAGUUUAUUUUAUGCUUAAGGUCCACAGUUGGGGCGCAAGUUCUUAUAGAUGCAGUUGGAAUUGGCAAGGGAAAAUAUGACUUGACUGGAUUUGCAUUAGAUCCUAGUAGAAACAAUGGUAUUUCGACCCGUGCAGAAAUCCCAAUUGGCAAGGCUUGCUCAUCCCUUUCAACUGGAGAUAUCAUAAAGUAUCUGACUGGUGAUUUCAGACUAAGCAAGGCAAAAUGUAAUGAUCUAUUUUGGGAAGCUGUCUGGCCUCGCUUGCUUGCCAGAGGGUGGCACUCUGAGCAGCCUAAAGAUUCUUCACUCAUUGGCAAGCAUGCUUUAGUCUUCCUCAUUCCAGGUGUAAAGAAAUUUUCCAGAAAGAAGCUCGUCAAAGGAAAUCAUUAUUUUGAUUCUGUCAGCGAUGUCUUGAGAAAAGUUGCAUCUGAACCAAGGCUACUUGAGUUUGGAGUUGAAGGUGGGGUUAAGCUUGAAAAUGGAUGGAUACAUAAUGUUGAAGCUGACAAAAACACAGCUUCUGACAAGAAACCUCCUUGCUAUAUCCGGCCCAGUGAACCUGGGUGUUCUCCAGAGUUAAUGAAAUUUACUGUGGUGGAUACUAGUUUUGUUCAAGGGGAAGAACCUGGUAAGGUAAGGUCACUAAGAAAUCUACCUACAGAUGCCAGUCACGGUUACAAUUCUUCACCACGUUCAGCAGAUUCUGGGAGUGGCAUCUCAGAAGAACCCUCAGAUUCAGAAGACAGCUCUCAGCCUUACGAGGAUCUAAAUACUAAUAUAAGCACAACUGAUGCUAGCUCUGUUAACAAGGAGAGAGAAAUUAAGCCCCCAACAGGUGAUAAGAUGGAUGCUGAUGUACUUCCAAAGGUUUCUACUUUUGCAAGCACAAUGAAUGGUCAUAUUCCAAUUGAUCAAUCUUACGGCACAAUGAAUAAUGUCUGUUCUUCAACUGCAACAGUUCUUCCUGUUGGUAAUCAAAGGGUUCAUCGUACUAAUUCUUCAACCGAAAUAAACUUUCAGUUUGAUAAGAGAGUACAUCCUGAGCCUCAAGUUUUCUUAGCACCUGUGUCAAAGAGAAGUAGGCUAGUUUCUUGCAAGAAUGAAAGAACUAGUUGCAAAAGUACUGCUGGCAAUAAAAGACAUUACUGGGAGCAAGCUGGCACCCCACCGCAACAUGUGCCUAAAGCAAAUGGAGCAAGUGUAGGGGUCAACUCUUUCGUAUGGAGUGCAAUUCCGGACUCAUCAACCAGCAUAAGCUUCGACGUUAACAACAAUCAAGCACAUAGCAGACAGCUUCACCAUGUGCUCCAUAAUGUUGAAGCAAUGUCUUAUAAGGAGAAGUCCCAACAUAAGCAUGUUAUUGAUUUGAAUAUCCCGCAAAUGCCUUCUGAUUAUGAGUCAACUACAAGCUACAUGUUUCCUCCAUCUAUACACCCAUCAGAAACGAAGGAGAUGGAUGACUGCCUUCCAGACAUGAAUGCCUCUAGUAAUGCAGUCUUGAGUGAGCAGCUUUCUUUCAACUCAAGGAGGCAGAGUACCAGAAGCCGCCCACCAACAGCCCGAGCUCUGGAAGCUCUUGCUGGUGGCUUUAUGGGGGCAAAACAGAAGGGUGGGGAGGCAAAUUUCCCAUCUUCAAGCAGGAGCAGCAGACCUGUCCGGCGACCACGAAGAUCAACUGAUGUUCUGGCUCCAUUUUCUUCUGAUGGUGAGGGGUGUAGUUCUCAUUUGACUGAUCCAGCCAUUGUUCUCAAUGAGUGUCACAUGAGUAACCCUCAGUAUCAAACAGUUCACAGAACCCCCUCAGAUAAGUCCAGUGCCAAAGAGACUCAUGAAUUGUUUAGGGCAGACAAGUCUACGGAUAAAGGAACUCAUGAAAUUGUUUGGCAUGCCGUGGAUGGGAUGAAAAGCAGUAAGGAGUUCCAUGCCCAGCAACUGCGUUGAAUUAUUUAACCUUUAUAGAAUGGAUUAUCUGCUAGUUAAGAGAACGACAUGAGCUUAUGGUCAUAACACCACAUGUAGAAAGUGAUGGAUCACAGAUGCUACUUCGCCGAACUUUUGUUUUGGAUUAGGAGACAAAUUGAGAAAGCUUGUGCAGAUAAUUGCCAGUUUCGGCUUUAGUUUGAGAUGCAUGUGAAUUGCUGAAUGUUUGCGCUUGAUUCUUAUGAAGAACAUAUGAACCCAAUGAACUACAAACAUGUGAGGGAUGUUUGCCUUCAAGCCUUUUCUGAUGCUAUAAGAGGGUUUAGGGUACAGAAAAAGCCAGAGCAAGAAUCAUGCUCUCGUUGUUAGGAAGUCAUCUAAUGAAGCUUUUGCUUGCUUUUUCUUCUGCAGGUUUUCUGAUGAGUUAUACUUAUAUAUACUCUUUACCUUUUUACAUGUACCAUGUGGAGUUGCUGGAGAAGUGUGUAACUGUGCGCCCGUAUAAGAGACAGUCACCAAACUUGUAAUUCUGGCCUUGUCCAACAAUCCCAGAUUUCAGACAGGAGAACUCAAAAUACAUAUGCUCCGUUUAUUAUUUUUUGGUUCUUUUUGCUA